UACUACCAUGCUCUUCCCCCCUCCAUAGACACACAUUGCAUUCAGUUCUCCCUUGUCUCAAUUGCAUUUAUGUACAGAGUUUCUCCAAUUACUUUCUUCUCCAUUUAAUUCCUUGCACAGAUUUCAAUCUCUGUCUCCCAUGGCUUCCAUCUUCCUCCCUUUCCUCUUCCUCUUCCUCACUGUGAUCCCACCAACUCCAAGCAAUGCUGGUGACUGGCCACCCUCCCCUGGCUACUACCCCAGUUCAAAGUUCAGGUCCAUGAACUUCUACGAUGGGUACAGGAAUCUUUGGGGCUCAACCCACCAAAGUGUGGAUAACAAUGGCUUAACCAUGUGGCUUGACAGGACAUCAGGAAGUGGGUUCAAAUCCGUUAAACCAUUCCGUUCUGGGUACUUCGGAGCUUCCAUCAAGCUUCAACCUGGGUACACUGCAGGAGUGAUCACUGCCUUCUAUCUUUCAAAUGUUGAAGAACACCCAGGGUUCCAUGAUGAAGUGGACAUUGAGUUUCUUGGGACCACAUUUGGGAAGCCAUACACAUUGCAGACCAAUGUGUAUGUGAGAGGGAGUGGAGAUGGUAACAUUGUUGGUAGGGAAAUGAAGUACCAUUUGUGGUUUGACCCUACACAAGGUUUUCAUCACUAUGCCAUCUUUUGGAGCCCUAGAGAGAUCAUAUUUCUUGUGGAUGAUGUGCCAAUAAGGAGGUACCCUAGGAAGAGCAUUGAGACAUUUCCACUAAGGCCAAUGUGGAUAUAUGGAUCCAUCUGGGAUGCAUCCUCCUGGGCAACUGAGGAUGGAAAAUACAAGGCGGAUUACCGGUACGAGCCGUUCGUCGGAAAACUCACGAAUUUCAAGGCGAGCGGAUGCUCCGCCUAUGCGCCGCGGUGGUGCCGCCCGUUGACCGCCUCGCCGUACCGCUCCGGUGGGCUGAGCAGGCAGCAGAAUAGGGCCCUGAAGUGGAUUGAGAGCCACUACUUGGUGUACAACUAUUGUACUGACUCCAAGAGAGACCAUUCCAGAACCCCAGAAUGCUGGAUGCACUAAAAUGGAUAUGAUCAAAUAUUUCUUCCCAAUUGUCACUCAAUCUAUGUUUCCUUUGUGAAGAGUAGUUGUACGUGGUGGGUGGGG
This is a messenger RNA of Ipomoea nil (Japanese morning glory), 1126 nucleotides long. Its product is annotated as probable xyloglucan endotransglucosylase/hydrolase protein 32. Lineage: Eukaryota; Viridiplantae; Streptophyta; Magnoliopsida; Solanales; Convolvulaceae. Gene Ontology annotation, molecular function: hydrolase activity, hydrolyzing O-glycosyl compounds; xyloglucan:xyloglucosyl transferase activity. The transcript has 4 exons. Gene Ontology annotation, biological process: xyloglucan metabolic process; cell wall biogenesis. Gene Ontology annotation, cellular component: apoplast; cell wall. The record is from RefSeq and is a predicted model, not a curated record. The coding region runs from base 140 to 1042 and encodes 300 amino acids.